Messenger RNA from Laetiporus sulphureus 93-53, 2700 nucleotides. RefSeq names its product exocyst complex component Sec10. Gene Ontology annotation, biological process: exocytosis; Golgi to plasma membrane transport. Lineage: Eukaryota; Fungi; Basidiomycota; Agaricomycetes; Polyporales; Laetiporaceae. Bases 79 to 2700 code for a protein of 873 amino acids. The transcript is spliced from 15 exons. Gene Ontology annotation, cellular component: cytoplasm; exocyst. The record is from RefSeq and is a predicted model, not a curated record.
AAUCACUGCGACUUUAGACGUCCUUUCCAACAAUCAUCGCGACUUCAAACGUCCGCCACAACAGCGAGCUCGCCCUCGAUGGCAGCGAGAACAGUGCUGGACCCGCACGUCCAAGAACAUCUGCGCUUAGAGGCAUUCGAGGGCAAGUUCGAUGUCAAGGACUUGGUGGGGAGCAUCUCCGAGAAGCUCAUUGCACAAUCGAAGGCCGAUCCUGGGCCGUUCGAUCCCAAACCUUUCAUUCACACUUUCGAAGCCGCUGUUGACAAGCUCAUAGCAGUCAGGAAGGAUGUUCAGGCUAAGACGGAGCAGAUGGAGAAGAUUGUCAGGACGACAGAGCGAGAAUACUCCAAGAAGAUGGCAGAGCUGGACAAGGGCUUUGAGUCAGUCGGUCAGUCCUUCUCGGGUAUGGAGAGCAAGAUGAACGAGGUAGGGCGCACUGCCAUCAGGAUAGGUGAACAGCUGGAGUCUGUGCACCAUCAGCGACAAAGGGCGCAGGCAGCAUAUGAUUUGAUUGACUACUACAACCAGUUCUCGAAGGACGAUACAGUUCGACUAGAUGCCCUCAAGAAGGAGGGAAAGGAGGGCCGGCGGCAAGUUGCUGUCCUACUGCGACGCCUGAAUGUCGUUGCCAAAGAAGUGGAUCUGCCACAUGCGGACAAGACGCGAGAGAACGUCGACAGAUAUUGUGAGAAGUUUGAGAAAGACAUGCUCCAUCUGUUCGACCGCGCGUAUCGCAAGGGAGAUCCCAAGAUGAUGCAUCAUUGCGCGCAAACACUUCUCGAUUUCAACGGCGGCGCGUCAUGCGUGCAAGUCUAUGUCAAUCAACAUGACUUCUUCAUUAACCGUGUGCGCGAGACGAGCAACAUGGAGGAGGACUUGUGGCAUACUCUUCCAGGUCCCAAUGCAAACCCUCCAACGUCAGAGUCAGGUUUGAAUGAGCUCUUCCAGGAGAUUCGAACGACAGUGGGGCAAGAAGCACAGAUCGUGCAGGCCGUCUUCCCGAACCCUCCCUUUGUCAUGCAAGUGUUCUUGCAGCGAGUAUUCGCACAAUCGAUCCAACAGUACAUGGAACAGCUUUUGAACAGAGCUGCGGGGCUGUCUGAUCUCGCCUUCCUGCGCAUACUGCAGCUGGUCCACCAGCAGACGGCUCUGCUCAUCGAGGACCUCAAGGCAUAUGAGGUCUCCUCAGUUAUCCCUCGCUCUCCCUCUGACAUGGGCGACUUCAACCUGAUGCUGAACGCCGCUCCAUCAUCAGCCGCUGCGACGACUGCAGCUACCGUGAGCACCAUGCUGGAGACCGCGAUGGAGGAGCUCUUCGUGCCAUACACUGAAGGCCAGAGGUACCUGGAGAAGGAGAGCAAGAGUCUGGGUGAGCUUUACGCGAACUACCUUUCGAACUUCACUCGGUACCACGAGCGGAACCACAAGGGCUCAAAGUCGUCGAUGUUCGACCGCAUGGUCAACCAGCUGAGCGCCGCUGCCUCGAACACGUCGACGUCGGGUACCUCUACUACAUCCGCACAGGCUGCUGCCGCGCUCAUGCGCUUUGGAGGCCUGUCAGCCGACCGUGAGAAAGACAAGUUGGGCGAGGACCCUAUUCGCGAGGAGGAUGGGCAGGUCAGCGUCCAGAUUGCGGAACGGAUGCUGAAGUGGCAUGCAGAGGCCAUUGGACGAUGCGUCGAGAUGAGUUCUGCGAAUGAUGUUCCAAAACAUACCUUUGCUCUAUUGCGUGUCCUGGCCGCAGUGAUAGGCAACGCAUAUGUAGAGCCGGCUUUGGAGACUGCACAAGUUCGACUGGAAGCGGCAGAUACGAAGUCUGAGCCAUCUCUGCAGGCGCUGACUGUCGUGCAUGAGGUCGAUCUUAUAUGCCAUCUAUGGCAGCACUACGUGAACAUGGCGUUGCUUCCCCUCUCCAGCAGCUCAGUAACGGUGCGCCGGGAGAUGGUCGUCUUUAACAAUCAGACUGUCAGCAGGAUUGAGGGUGCUGCUAAUCACCUCAUGCAACGUCUCGCUGACGCUAUCAUCAGCUGGCUCUCUGCGCAGCUGGCAAAGCAGAAGAGGAACGAUUUUAAGCCGCGGAACGAUGAUCUGUCCUUUGCGAGGGUGAAUACGGAGCCGUGUGUUGCGUGCUGCGAUGUGCUGGAGAAAGUCCGAGAUGCUGCGAAGGCCAACUUGAGUGGCAAGAACCUGGAAGUGUUCUUGACCGAGAUCGGCGUCGCGUUCCAUAGCUUGCUCCUUGACCACCUCAAGAAGUUCCCAGUCAGCGCGACGGGAGGACUGAUGCUCGCCAAGGAUCUCAAGUCAUACCAGGACAUCAUCAGCAGCUUCUCCAUUCCCUCUCUACACGAACGCUUCGAGUUCCUCCGCCAGCUCGGCAACGUCUUUCUCGUCCGGCCAGACAUCCUCAAAUCCUACAUCACCGAGGGCUACCUCGGGCGCAUCGACUCGACGCUCCUCCGGCCGUACCUCGCACAGCGCGUCGACUGGGGCCAGGCAGAGAAGGGCUUCAACGACAGCACCGAGGACGUGAACCUGUCGGAGGGCAAGGGCCUGAAGGAUCGGCUUGGGAUGGGUAGGUUGAGCAUGAUCAUGAAGGAUCUGGAGCCGUUGAAGGAUAUGAGCAUUCGGGAUAUGAGCCUUCCUGCGCUAUCAAGUUCGAUACCGACCAAUUUCUCGAUGUCGUCGCGAUUUGGCAGAUAG